Knipowitschia caucasica is the source of this 528-nucleotide messenger RNA. NCBI's taxonomy places the organism in Eukaryota, Metazoa, Chordata, Actinopteri, Gobiiformes, Gobiidae. The record is from the annotation of a GenBank genome assembly.
AUGGCGGCGCCCGUCCUAAGAGUGUCCACCCCUCGGUGGGAAAGAAUAGCUAGGCUUCUCGUGUGCGUUAUAGGGAUCCUGCUGUCUCUUUAUGCUUUUCACGUGGAGAGGGAAAAGGCGGAGGAUCCCAGCUACACGGCGAUGUGCGACCUGAGCAGCUCAGUCAGCUGCUCCAAAGUCUUCAGCUCAAGGUGGGGCCGUGGGUUUGGACUCUUGGGCUCAAUUUUUGGAAAUGAUAGUGCACUGAACCAACCAAACAGUGUCUACGGGGGGCUCUUUUAUGCUUUCCAGCUCUUACUAGGACUAACUGCGAGCGCUAUGGCCGCCCUGUUUCUCAUGACGACCUCCAUCCUGUCGGUGAUGGGCUCGCUCUACUUGGGCUACAUCCUCUACUUUGUCCUAAAGGACUUCUGUGUCAUCUGCAUUACUACAUAUGCCCUAAACAUCAUUCUCUUUAUUCUCAACUAUAAGCGACUAGUUUACUUAAAUGAGGCCUGGAAGCAGCAGCUCCAGACAAAGCAGGACUAA